UAUGUUAUCAUUCAUGUUACACGUUACUAUAUAAUAAACCUGUGCUAGUUCUCUUGGCCACUACAUUGCGUAGUGACUUACGUUGACAUGUCGAUGACUCAAAUUGUUCUUAGUCUGUUGUUGUGGGCCGGUGUAGCGCUGUGCAAACAGUAUGUGUACGAUGAUGACGCCGAUGGUUGGUUGAAACUACACAAGAUUCCACUGACAUGGCAGGAAGCUUUCAUGACGUGCCACUUGGAAGAUGCAGUACUAGCGUCUCCCACAAAUGACGCACUACAUCAAGCUAUGUUGACUGCGGUGAAGAAAGCAGAAAUCGAUUUACCUAUUUACAUAGGAACGAAAGAAAUGUUCGUUUACGGACAGUACGCGUCUAUCGAAGGAGUUCAAUUAGAAGACAUGCCUGUAAAGUUUCCUUCUACCAACGGCAUAAAACCUGAAGAAUGUGUGAGAUUGACGAAAGAGGGAGAAGUCGCAUUUACUAACUGCUCAGAAUGGUUGCCAUACAUUUGUUAUAAGAAAAACACAACUCAUCUGAAGUACAACUAUGAUUGUGGAACUUUUGACAGAGAGUACCAGUACAAUGCCGCGACGGGCAGCUGCUACAAGUUGCACAAGCAAGCAAGAACUUGGCGACUUGCAUAUAAGGUAUGCACAGCCGAGGGUGGCCAUCUCGUUAUCAUCAACGACAAAACUGAGGACGAUGUCGUGGUGAACAUAUUGAAAGGAAAACCAAGGAACCUUCCUUGGGAACUAUCACACGCUGGAUUCUUUGACUGGAACAAAGAUUUAUUAACCUUCCUUACUAUUCAUGGGGAGAAAUUGAAUACUGUUUAUAACAUCUGGAACGAAAAUCAACCCGACAACAAAGGAGUGAAUAUAUAUGGAGGAAUCUUAGAAAACGGUAAACUGGACGAAGAGUGGGACAGCAGAGAAGCGUACUUUGUUUGUGAAAAGGAUCCAAAAAUUCAUCUUUAUGAUCGGCAACUUUGCGGUUGCAAAUGGGAAGGUUGCACUGUAGGGUGCUUUUGAUUCAUUGAUCUGGCUUACAAACUGAGCUAAAACUUGAUUAUUUGUAAAACAUUACCUUAACCAAGUUAUUAAAUGUAAAAACAAUAGCUUGGAACAACAUUAUGAAACCAUAAUUUGUUCCAUGCCAAUUGUAGCUGACAAUUAAGGUAGUUGGCUAAAGAAGUUAUGACGUCUAAGCUUAAUAAUAUUUUAAUAUCGUAACAAAAUCAAAUAAACAUUACUUUAAAUUUA
Messenger RNA from Spodoptera litura, 1260 nucleotides. RefSeq names its product lymphocyte antigen 75-like. NCBI's taxonomy places the organism in Eukaryota, Metazoa, Arthropoda, Insecta, Lepidoptera, Noctuidae. The record is from RefSeq and is a predicted model, not a curated record.